Molecule: messenger RNA, 2655 nt
Organism: Passer domesticus (house sparrow)
Lineage: Eukaryota; Metazoa; Chordata; Aves; Passeriformes; Passeridae
Gene: VEGFC
Product: vascular endothelial growth factor C
Biological process (GO): positive regulation of protein phosphorylation; positive regulation of endothelial cell proliferation; positive regulation of angiogenesis
Cellular component (GO): membrane
Molecular function (GO): growth factor activity; chemoattractant activity; vascular endothelial growth factor receptor 3 binding
Source: RefSeq, a predicted model, not a curated record
CAGAGGGCGCUUUCGCCAUGCGCGGCCGCCGCGCACCCCCGGCCGCUGACAGGCGUCCGCACAGCGCGGCGGGCGGAGCGCAGCGCAGCGCAGCGGGGCCCCUCGGCACCGAGCCCCCGGCCCGGCCCGGCCCGCGCCAAGGGAUCUCCCCGGGUGCGACCGGCCGCUCGGUCCCGCUCUGCUGCUCCCUGGCUCUCUCUCCCUCCUUCCUUUGCCUCCUCCUCCUCUUCUCUGCGCUUUCCACCUCCCCUGCUCCUGAGUGAGCGCAGCCUCGGAUGUCCGGUUUCCUGGUGGGUUUUUUACCUGGCAAAGUCUGGAUAACUUUGGUGAGAAUUUGCAAAGCGGCUGGGAAAGUUGGGAACUCCCGCAGGCGCAUAGGAGCUGCUGCUACCGCAUCUUCUCCAUCUCACGGAUUUUACUGCCUUGGAUAUUGCGAGGGGAGGGAGGGGGGAGAGGACAGCGAAAGAAAGGGGGGGAGGAAAAGAAGGAGCCUCAUAAUUUCGGCUGCAUUCUUCCGACUGCCCCGCGGCCCCGCUCCGCGCCCGCUCUGCCUUCCCUGCGCCAUGCACUUGCUGGAGGUGCUCUCCCUGAGCUGCUGCCUGGCUGCCGGCGCCGUGCUCCUGGGACCCCGGCAGCCGGCCGCCGCCGCCGCCUACGAGUCCGGCCAGGGCUACUACGAGGAGGAGCCCGACGCGGGGGAGGCAAAGGCUCAUGGAAGUAAAGACCUGGAAGAGCAAUUGCGGUCUGUGUCCAGUGUGGAUGAACUCAUGACAGUACUUUACCCAGAAUACUGGAAAAUAUUCAAAUGUCAGUUGAGGAGAGGAGGUUGGCAACACAACAGGGAGCACUCCAGCUUUGACACAAGAUCAGAUGAUUCCCUGAAAUUUGCCGCAGCACACUAUAAUGCAGAGAUCCUGAAAAGUAUUGAUACUGAAUGGAGAAAAACUCAGUGCACGCCACGUGAAGUGUGUGUGGAUGUGGGAAAGGAGUUUGGAGCAACUACAAACACCUUCUUUAAACCCCCAUGUGUAUCCAUCUACAGAUGUGGAGGUUGCUGCAAUAGUGAAGGACUUCAGUGUAUGAAUAUCAGCACAAAUUACAUCAGCAAGACACUGUUUGAGAUCACGGUGCCGCUGUCCCACGGCCCCAAGCCCGUCACCGUCAGUUUCGCCAACCACACGUCCUGCCGGUGCAUGUCCAAGCUGGAUGUGUACAGACAAGUCCACUCCAUCAUAAGGCGUUCCUUGCCAGCAGCACAAACUCAGUGUCAUGUCGCAAACAAGACCUGUCCAAAAAAUCAUAUUUGGAAUAAUCAAAUUUGCAGAUGUUUGUCACAGCAUGAUUUUGGUUUCUCUUCUCACCUUGGAGAUUCUGACACAUCUGAAGGAUUCCAUAUCUGUGGACCGAACAAGGAGCUGGAUGAAGAAACCUGUCAGUGUGUCUGCAAAGGAGGUGUGCGGCCCUCGAGCUGUGGACCUCACAAAGAAUUAGACAGAUCAUCGUGCCAGUGCAUGUGCAAAAACAAACUUAUCCCUGCAUCCUGCGGGCCCAACAAGGAAUUUGAUGAAGAAAAGUGCCAGUGUGUAUGUAAAAAGACCUGUCCUAGACAUCAGCCGCUAAAUCCUGUAAAAUGCAUCUGUGAAUGUAUAGAAUCUCCCAAUAAAUGCUUCUUGAAAGGAAAAAGGUUCCACCACCAGACAUGCAGUUGUUACAGACCUCCGUGUACAGUGCGGACGAAACGCUGCGACGCUGGGUUUUACUUCAGUGAAGAAGUGUGCCGCUGUGUUCCUACAUAUUGGAAAAGACCACUUAUGAAUUAGCCAAGAGAGCACUACUUGCUACGUUGGUGUACAUUUUUCCAUUAGAACAAAAGAACAACAGAAACUUUGCUAAUAUUUGGAAUUAAAUGUUCACCAGAGACCCUGUGGGGCUUUCAGAGACAGACUCGUGCUUUUCUCAAGACAUGGAAAGCAAAUGUAGAAAACAACUGGGGUUCACGUUUCGUAAAGAACUCAAUAAGGACUUGUUUUCUGUCAAUGACCAAAUGCCUAGGUUCUCCUUCUUGUGAUUUUUUUUAAGAGAUAAUGACUAUAUAAUUUAUUUCCACUAAAACCAUCGUGCAGCAUUUCUGUUUAUAGCAGUAACAAUUGUUAAAGCUCACUGUGAUCAAUAUUUUUAUAUCAUGCAAAGUAUGUUUAAAAUAAAAUGGAAAUUGUAUUAUAUAAUGGUGAGAAUGUUUAAUCAUCUGCCUAAAAAGGAACUCACAUUCAGCUCUAUUUUCUGGAUUCUUAAUAGGGAAAGAAACAAUAAGGAGAAAGCACUUUUAUGAAGGAAGGCUGCAGACAUUUUCUUGUACUUGUUGUGUUUGCCAUUUGGAAUAGUUAUACUGAGGGCUUUUUGAUCCAGUGGUAUUUCUGUCUCUAGAAUGAAAGUAGCAAGGAAGGCACAAUUAAUAACAAGAGAACACUGGAGAUUCUGUACUUUACCCAAGUAUGAGGACGGUGUUUAAAGCACAGCAGCAUCUACUUACAUUCCAAUAUAGUCAUCUCCUAUUUUAGUUUUUGGUGUCAUUCCCAAGGAAAAGUAUAAAAUUAUGUCUGUUCAAGAUUAUUGGCAUGUGAGUGGAAAUACCAAGAUUGUUUUUUUAGUGUUACA